CUAAGCCUACGGAGAGGGAAGGGGGCUAAACCUAAACCCGAUCCGAUUUUUCAACAGCCAGCCUCCCCGACUCCAUUCCACCACACCUCCCCCCUUCACCCCGUCUCCGACUCGACUAGGGCGCACGCCUACGCCGCCGCCCCCUCCACCGCCUCCGCCGCCGCCGACGAGCGGGAGGGAGGACGGGGCUCUCGAUCUCCGCGCGGGCCGCGGGGGUACGCACGCACGACGCGAGGGGCGGCCUCCCCGUUGGGGGAGUCAGAUCCGAGCUGAAUCGGGGGAUUUCCCGGGCAGUUUCUUGGCAACUGCAGGAAGGAAAAGGGUGAGUGUGAAAUAGCUUCGCUUCUUCAGGUGAUAGAAUAAUGGCUGGCACUUUGAUUGAGGACAAUGCUGGGGAUAGUAGAUCCUCAUCAACUGAAGAGAUGCCAAGUGAUCAACAGAGCCAUUCCGGGGAUUCUUUAACUGAAUGGAGGUCAAGUGAGCAAGUUGAGAAUGGGACACCAUCCACCUCACCAGCUUACUCAGACACUGAUGAUGAUGAUUGUGGACCAAGGCCUUCUGAACUUUAUGGGAAGUUUACAUGGAGAAUUGAUAAUUUCUCUCAAAUCAACAAGAGAGAGCUAAGGAGUAAUUCCUUUGAUGUUGGCGGAUUUAAGUGGUAUAUCUUAAUUUAUCCACAAGGAUGUGAUGUUUGCAAUCACCUCUCUCUCUUUCUUUGUGUUGCGAACCAUGAUAAACUACUCCCAGGUAGAUGCAUAGAUGGAUGCAUUGUGUUUGAUACACUUCACUUCGUGACUAUCAUGUUCUUCAAUAUGAUUUGCUUUUGUUCAGGUUGGAGUCACUUCGCACAAUUUACAAUAGCUGUAAUUAAUAGAGACCCUAAGAAAUCCAAGUAUUCUGAUACACUACAUCGAUUUUGGAAGAAGGAACAUGAUUGGGGGUGGAAAAAGUUUAUGGAGCUAUCAAAAUUAAAUGAUGGCUUUGUUGUUGAGGAUGUUCUUACUAUCAAAGCUCAAGUUCAAGUUAUCAGGGAGAAGGCAGAUCGUCCAUUUCGUUGCCUUGAUGGCCAGUACCGAAGGGAACUAAUUAGGGUUUAUCUAUCAAAUGUGGAACAAAUUUGCCGACGCUUUAUUGAUGAAAGAAGAAGCAAGCUUAGCAGGUUGAUUGAGGAUAAACUGAGGUGGUCCAGUUUCAGUGCAUUCUGGCUAGCAAUGGAUCCAACUGUGCGGCGACACAUGACAAGGGAAAAGACUGACACUAUAUUGAAAGUUCUAGUGAAGCACUUCUUUAUAGAGAAAGAAGUUACGUCAACCUUGGUAAUUGACUCACUAUACAGCGGACUGAAGGCUCUUGAAUACCAGAGUAAGAAUAAAAAGGGGAUACCUAAACUAACAGAGACCGAUGCUCGAAGCACUCCGAUGGUACUUAUUGAUCAGGACAUGUUUGUUUUGGCUGAUGAUGUGAUACUUUUGCUUGAGAGAGCUGCAGUGGACACACUGCCGCAUCAACCGUUGCCUACAAAAGAUGAUAAAAGUUCACAGAACCGCACAAAGGAUGGCAACUCAGGUGAGGAGUUUAACAAAGAUUCUAUUGAGCGCGAUGAUAGACGGCUUAUAGAGCUAGGCUGGAAGACAUUGGAGCUUUUUGCCUUAGCUCAUAUAUUCAGCCGAAUAGAAGUGGCAUACCAAGAGGCGGUGGCUUUGAAACGCCAAGAGGAGCUCAUUCGUGAAGAAGAAGCUGCUGGGCUAGCUGAAAUUGAACUUAAGGCAAAGCGGAGUGCUGCUGAAAAGGAAAAGCGUGCUAAGAAAAAGCAGGCAAAACAGAAGAAAAACAGUCGAAAAAGUAAUAAAGGGAAAAAUGGCAAGUCUGACAUCAACAAGGAAAUACUUAUGGACAGUAGUCCAUCUGAUGAUAGGAUCCUGGACGAUUUCUCUGGACAAGCAGAAGAAAUGUCCUCAAAUGCUGACAACCCUGAAGAAGUCUCUGAUAUAUCUGACAACAGAGAUGAUAAUUCAGAUGCACUUCAUGUUGAUAUUGAAGACCGCGAAUCUAGCCCUGUUAAUUGGGAAACAGAUGCUUCAGAAACUCAAGCUACUGUGCCUAGAAGUGGUGAGGUGCAAAAUGACCAAGCAGGGAAGCGGACCUCUUUUGUGGAUGAUAGCUCAUCAACUUGUUCAUCGGACUCAGUUCCCUCAGUUAUCUUGAAUGGAUCAUCCACGGGAGGUGCCUGGACAAAUGUCAGAUCCUCAUCCAAUAGGGGAAACAACCGGAGGAAUAAGGAUACUGAUCCACGAGCAGGACUUGCACAAGGUGGACCAAAUUCAGGGUAUAAUGGUUUUAUAGGAUCCGGCAGCAAUGCUUCUGGCAACUCCAAGGAGAACAGACAUGAAUCUGAGGAUGAUAAAGUUGUCUUGCAGAGGAAGCAACAUGCACAACGCCAUGUUGAUGUCAUGAGCCCCUCCAAGUCAAGAAUGGCGGAGUCUUCCUUUUCUUCUGUGAGCCCUGUUAAGAAGCAACCUAACUUAUCCCAGCAACCAAAAUUUUCACUAGAAAGCACCAAUAGUUUGAAUCACCGUGCAAGCCAAGUUUCGGGUGCUGUGACUGCCACUACAAUAGCAGGUGUCACUUCAACCCCGGCAGCUCAGAUACUAUCAAAUAAAGGGCCUCUGUCCAGUCCUGCGAUCCACAAUGAGAAGUCAGUUCCAAUUGCAAGUAGACCCCUGCAGGUCCCUGUACACUCCAAAUCUGAAGCGCAGAAAAAGGCUUCCCUGGAUGGCAGUGCAACAACCCAGGCUGUUGCAGUAUCAAGGCCAUUGAGUGCCCCACAAGUCCCUGCAGGAAAACAAAGUGCACCAGUUACUUCAACAUCUCAGAGUGUACCCCUUCUUUCUCGUUCAAUGAGUGCAGUCGGACGGUUGGGAAAUGAGCCCUCGGCCAAUGCUCCUAGCUUCAUUCCCCGGUCACGAACUUAUCGCAAUGCCAUGAUGGAGAAAAGUUCUGUUGGUGGAAGCAGUUUUACACAUCAGCCGAGUUCAUUGGAGCAAGGAGUUGCACAUUCACAAUCAUUGUUUUCAUCCCAGCCUUCCAUUCUGUCAUCUGAAACCUUGUCUGGGAAAGAGGAAACAUCAUUGAAACCUGGGUUUACAUUUGGAACUGUCAAGCCCGAGUCACUGAACCAGUAUCAGUGCAGAGAACAGAGCUCACAGCAAGCAAGCAGCAGCAGCAGCAGCAUCAGUAACAGUAGUGAUUGUGCUCCAUCGAGUUCGAACAUCAGAAGUGAGAUUGCGAAGCUCAAUUUGAAUGGAAGAUCACGAAGCAGGCAGCUGUUGUCAGAAAUUUCUACCAGAUUUACUCCUUUUCAACCGCAAGGCCUGGUUGCUGAUGAGUUCCCACACCUAGACAUCAUCAAUGACUUGCUGGAUGAGGAGCAGAGCGACAGGAGAAGGGUUCUUCGACCUGGAUUCGCUCAACAUUUCUCUAUGCCCAAUGAUGCCAGCAGCCCUGAUUAUGGCUUGUUCGGUGAGCCAUACCUGAUUGAUCAAUCCGAGCCAUACCUCGAGGAGGAGCCUCCUAGGUUUUAUAGCACAUUGAGCAGUGCUCCUCGGGGGCUGAGGGACCGGAGUUAUUCGCAAUUCGAUCUCCCUUCAUACUCCAGCAGCGGCCAGUUUGAGGAUCUGAUGAUGAACCAAUGGCCAUACAACCACACUGAAUUAUCCAUGCCUAGCUUUUUGUCAGACACAAGUGGCUACCCCUAUCAGUCGCAGGAUUUCCCGAGUUCGGCAAAUGGAGCAAGCAGAUACCCAUCCUAUCGCCCUGCCAAUGGGCACUGAGAAUUUUAAUGAUUGCAUUGGUAAUAAUUUGUGGUCGAGUCCAUGCUGUUCGCUUCUGAGCUGUGUAAUUGUAAUAGUUCCCCAUAGCAGUGAUAUAAAGAAUGGUUCCUAAGUUUCCUUGUUCAAUAGUUAUACCUUCCCCCCUUACUUUCUAUAGAUCAGUUUUGCCCGAUGGUAAUAAAUCUAAGUCAGUUAAAAUGGUAUGGUUAAUCUAGUUAAUCACAUUGUGAAAUGUGAAUGAUGCAAGCAAUGGUAUAGCAGCUUUUUUAAGCAA
Messenger RNA from Panicum hallii, 4104 nucleotides. Its product is annotated as TNF receptor-associated factor homolog 1a-like. The transcript has 12 exons. The coding region runs from base 363 to 3830 and encodes 1155 amino acids. Lineage: Eukaryota; Viridiplantae; Streptophyta; Magnoliopsida; Poales; Poaceae. The record is from RefSeq and is a predicted model, not a curated record. Gene Ontology annotation, molecular function: protein binding.